This is a messenger RNA of Schistosoma intercalatum, 864 nucleotides long. The record is from the annotation of a GenBank genome assembly. NCBI's taxonomy places the organism in Eukaryota, Metazoa, Platyhelminthes, Trematoda, Strigeidida, Schistosomatidae.
AUGAAUAAUCUUCCACAGAUUUUAAUUGAUCCAAUUAUUAAUGAAAAGGAUAUAAUAGAGACAAUAAUUGAACCAAUUGAAGAUUGUAAAUCAUUAACUGUACCACUUUCGAAAUUUUAUAUUAACAAUGACAAUGAUAAUAAUAAUAAUAAUAAUGUUGACAAUAAUGGUAAUUGUAAUAACAACACAAAUUACAAUCAAAAUGAUGGACAUAUGAAUUAUACUAAUCAUUUAAAUAAUAUUAUUGAUCAUUCUAAUAAUUUAGGACAAACUAUAGUAGGAAAAAUAUAUAUAAGAUCUGUGAAUUCAUCAAAUUCAUCAAAUAAAUAUAAUCAACUUGUAUGGGUACAAAUUUAUCAGAAAUCAUCAUCAAUUUCAUCAAAACUGAAUACACAUAAUAUAGAUAUUCCAACUUUUGUAUUAUUAUUAAAAACAAGAAUAAAUCCACAGAAUUCUGAAUAUACACCAGAUUAUUAUUCACCACCUUAUAUGACAUUUAAUUUAAAACAUACACGUUCAAGUCUAAUAGAUGAGAAACAUUUUCAUAUUUAUACAAGAUGUGGAGAAGGUAUAACACUUGAAGGUGAAAUAGCUGAUGAACAUUCUGUAUCUUACUGGUUAUCGAUUUUUAAUCAAAAUACAUUAAUUCCUAAUCAUAUGGAAUUUAUUCGUACAAAUGAAAUAAAAAUACGUUCGGCUCCUAAUUCACCUAGACAUAUAAGACGACGAAAUAAUAUUACUACUGAUAUUAAUAAUAAACAUUGUUUCAUUGAUAAUCCAACAAAUUGUAGUACACAUUCAAUUUCUCGUAUGUGUAUAUUUGAAACACUUAAUGAAACACAAGAAUCAGAAAGUGGAGUAUGA